AUGGAGCCAAGAUCCAGAGUGGUGCUUAUGACUCAGAUCAACUGCCCUCCCCAGACAGAACUUCUGGCCUCUCUGGAAACCUAGAUUAAACUGCUUUCUCUGACAGCUCUUUCUCCACAACCCUUGAUUCUCUCACCAUUGAAACUUCAGAACCAACUCUAACCAUCCCCACCCCCAGGUGAGGGGAAUGAUGGGAAUUACUGAGAGCCUGACAGUUGGCCCCCAAAUCGAUUUCCUUUCAUACUUUACUACAAAUCUGACCAUAUUUCCAUUUUUACUGUGCAAAAUUAAUCAAAUAUACCUACUCUUGUGUCCUAGAUGUAGCAGGGAGAGGGAAGAGAAGGAAUAAAGGAAGUCGAGAGCUGGGAUGGGAAUGAGAGGCAAAGGGCUUAUGUAGGGAGCAAAGGGCUAACUAAUCUAGUUAGGCACUUUUUUCUGAGGUGCUGGGAGAGUAUUGGAAGUAAACUCUUACUAGAAAAAGCAUGGUGUGGUGGAAGAGUACAGACUUGGAUUUGGAAGCCACAUUAGCACUUGCUGUUUGACCUUAAAUCACUUAUGGUCUCUGACCUUUAAUUCCUCAUCUGUAAAAUUAAUAGGUCUCCAAAGUCUCUUUUAAACAUCAUGAAUAUGAAGGGAUUCAAAGAAGUGACCUUUGCAGAUUCUUUGCUCCAGCCUUAAAGCUGUUAUAUCUAUUUACCAUAAUUGUUUCUUGUUGCCAUUGCCCAUUACCAAAAACCAUGCACUAUACUGGACGAUUUACAUAAAAUUAAACUCCAUAAUUGAGAGUGAUACUAUUAUGACUUCCGUUUUACAGCUGAAAAAUUAAGGCUUAAAGAAAAUAAUUUACCCAAAAUUACAUAAUUAAGGACAGAUCCAGAAUUUACACUAGGUCUAUCUGGUUCCAAAGUUUAUGCUUAGUCUUAACGUUUUUCUAUCUGCUGUAAGGACCUUGCAAAAGAAAAUGUAUGGAUAAAGGGAAAUUACUAACUACCAUUUCUUGUCUGUUUUUCUCCCAUUCUUGCCUUCAGAAGUUAACCUGCCCCUGUCGUCAAAUCCACAGGACAACUUAUUGCUCCUUUACGGUUUCAACUGAAACGCUGCGGAUCUCAGGAUUGCGGGCGUGUGUUACAGUUUCCAUUUUCCUGUCAGCCGGAACCACUUGCACAGCCGGAACCACUUGCACAGCGGCUGGUGCUGUGUGGGGUGUACCCCUGCGGAGUUCCUGGAGGUGGUGCCAGGCUAGAGUGGCAGCUGUAGGAACCAAUAGACAGAAACAUUGUUGGGCCAGAAGCCAAUGAGGAAUCUGGUGAAGGAGAAGCGGCGAUAAUCUGUUUGAGCAUGUAGGCACAGGUCUGAAGAAACAUGGGUCUCUGUCAGAGGUGGCAACUUCUCCGGCUACCAGGGUUACAGGUCUGCGGGCUGCACACGGCAGCUGUGCCGACCCUUCCGCACUGGUUGGCCGAGCGGCUUGGCCUUUUUGAGGAGCUAUGGGCUGCUCAGGUAAAGAGGUUAGCAAGCAUGGCACAGAAGGAACCCCGAACUAUUAAGAUAUCGCUUCCUGGAGGCCAGAAAGUGGAUGCUGUGGCAUGGAACACAACCCCUUACCAACUAGCCCAGAAGAUCAGUUCAACACUGGCAGAUACUGCAGUGGCUGCUCAAGUGAAUGGAGAAUUUUAUGAUCUGGAGCGGCCCUUGGAGACAGAUUCUGAUCUCAGAUUUCUGACAUUCGAUUCACCAGAGGGAAAAGCAGUCUUCUGGCACUCCAGCACCCAUGUCCUAGGGGCAGCAGCUGAACAAUUCUUAGGUGCUGUUCUCUGCCGAGGUCCAAGUACAGAACGUGGCUUUUACCAUGAUUUCUUCUUGGGAAAGGAUCGGACAAUCCGGGGCUCAGAGCUACCUGCUCUGGAGCAGAUUUGCCAGGAACUUGCAGCUGCUGCUAAACCCUUCCGGAGGCUAGAGGCUUCCCAGGAUCAGCUUCGCCAGCUCUUCAAGGAUAACCCCUUUAAGCUUCACCUAAUUGAGAAGAAAGUGAGAGGUCCAACAGCAACAGUAUAUGGGUGUGGCACAUUGGUUGAUCUUUGCCAGGGCCCCCAUCUUCGGCAUACUGGACAGAUUGGGGCACUGAAGCUGCUAACGAAUUCAUCAUCUUUGUGGAAGUCUUCAGGGGCCCCAGAGACACUGCAGAGAGUAUCAGGGAUUUCCUUCCCCACAGUAGAGUUACUGAGAGCUUGGGAAGCAUGGAGAGAAAAAGCAGAGUUGAAGGACCACCGGCGCAUUGGGAAGGAACAGGAGCUCUUCUUCUUCCAUGAACUGAGCCCCGGGAGUUGCUUCUUCCUGCCACGAGGAACAAGGGUGUAUAAUGCACUGGUGGCAUUUAUCAGGGCUGAGUAUGCUCGUCGUGGUUUCUCAGAGGUGAAAACCCCCACCCUGUUUUCUACAAAACUCUGGGAACAGUCAGGGCACUGGGAGCAUUAUAGGGAAGACAUGUUUGCCCUGCAGCCCCCAGGCUCUGACAGGCCUGCCAGCUCCCGGAGUGACCACCCUACCAGGCUUCCCACAGACACACUUGCCCUCAAGCCCAUGAACUGCCCUGCACACUGCCUGAUGUUCGCCCACCGGCCCAGAUCCUGGCGGGAGCUGCCCCUGCGACUGGCUGACUUCGGGGCCCUACACCGAGCCGAAGCCUCUGGUGGUCUGGGGGGACUGACCCGGCUGUGGUGCUUCCAGCAGGAUGAUGCUCACAUUUUCUGUGCACCCGAUCAGCUGGAAGCAGAGAUCCGAAGCUGUCUUGAUUUCCUCCGCUCUGUCUAUGCCGUCCUUGGCUUCUCCUUCCACCUGGCACUGUCCACUCGGCCUUCUGGCUUUCUGGGGGACCCUUGCCUUUGGGACCAGGCUGAACAGGUCCUUCAACAGGCUCUGGAGGAAUUUGGAGAACCCUGGGACCUCAACUCUGGUGAUGGUGCCUUCUAUGGGCCUAAGAUUGACGUGCACCUCCACGAUGCCUUGGGUCGGCCUCAUCAGUGUGGGACAAUCCAGCUUGACUUCCAACUGCCCUUGAGAUUUGACCUCCAGUUCAAGGGGUAUAGACUCUUUCCCCAUCCCCUUUUCCCUCAAGUACUUGGCACAAAAAUGGACUUGGGGAAAUGUUGGCUUCAUUUUUUCUUCCUAGAGAGAAUUGAUGUUAUGGCAGUACCAGAGUUGAGCGCACAGCAGAGCCUGCAGGCUGCAGGACUGGCCAGCGACCUGGAUGCUGACUCUGGACUGACCCUCAGCAGGAAAGUCCGCCGGGCCCAGCUUGCCCACUACAACUUUCAGUUUGUGGUUGGCCAGAAAGAGCAAAGUAAGAGAACAGUGAAUAUUCGGACCCGAGAUAAUCGUCAGCUUGGGGAAUGGGAUUUAACUGAGGCUGUGCAGCGGCUGGUGGAACUACAGAACACCAGGGUCCCAAAUGCUGAAGAAGUUUUCUGAGCCUUUCUACGCAGAUGAAGCAAAGACUGACCAAAAGAGCCAUUAGCCUCCAAUAAUAUGGGAGACCUCAACCUAACUGACAGUCUAGAGUCUCCCAGAAUCCUCAGAACUCACAUGGAGGCAUGUGUCUGCUCUCCUGAAAAGAGCCUUAGUUUGUGGACCCCACAGAGGGAGGGAGGCUCUGCCUGUUUGGAUGUGAAGGGAGUGAAACUGAAAAAACAAAUAAACCCGAAGCUGUUGGGUA
Messenger RNA from Microcebus murinus (gray mouse lemur), 3712 nucleotides. Lineage: Eukaryota; Metazoa; Chordata; Mammalia; Primates; Cheirogaleidae. The record is from RefSeq and is a predicted model, not a curated record.